CAGUCCAUCUCUAUCUCACCUGAAUCUCCCACACCUUUGCGCGGCUCUCGCAGCUAUUCUAACUUGCAAGCGCCAGCGAGCGUCCCGCCCCGACCAGCCAGUGCCGACAACCAAUCGCGCCCUGCCCAGAUGAUAACUAAUGGCCGUUUAAUAUGGCUCGAAGAACAGGAAAUAUGGGUCCUGGUCGAUUCCCUACCAGCACCAGCAGAACUGCCCCGAGCAGGAAACAACAAUACAUAUCACGUGGCUCAGAAUUCCAACAACCCUCUAAUCCAAUACUACGACCCGGUAGCUCGCGAAUACGAGAGUGAAGACGAGCUGCCGCCAUCUUAUGAAAGCCACCAAUUCAUGUCGAGACGACAUCUAACCAUUCCCCCGCCGACCAACCAACCGCAUCGGCGUCCACACAGAGGCCGUGACAGUGGCCGAGGCCGGACGCAAUGGGCGUCCAUUGCGGAACGACUAGAGCUUCAUCCUAGGUUGUUUCAAAGAGAUUUCCACGACGCGAGACAUGUGCGACGUCUACCGCCGAAUAUGAUUCCCUACUAUUGGUAUUACAGAUAACUGUUCGAUCGCAGUCAGCCGGCUGCUGCUAGUUAUAACGGAUAUGGCAUUGGUUGGAUUGUGAUAGGCUGGAGUUAUGGUUUAUUUAUUAUCUAAGUUAUGGCUCGGGUCAUGUUGAUUAAUUGAAGAAUGUUUUCAGCGAAUACCCUUUCCGUU
Talaromyces proteolyticus is the source of this 720-nucleotide messenger RNA. RefSeq lists its product as uncharacterized. NCBI's taxonomy places the organism in Eukaryota, Fungi, Ascomycota, Eurotiomycetes, Eurotiales, Trichocomaceae. The transcript has 2 exons. Bases 130 to 564 code for a protein of 144 amino acids. The record is from RefSeq and is a predicted model, not a curated record.